AUGGCGUCGUCUUACAGGACCCCGUCUUUAUCUGCUUCGUCUUAUUUUCCUGAUUAUACCAGCACCGUUGGAACCGUGGUGGAGAGACCAAGCCUCCAUGAUCGUAUGAAAGAUGUCCGAGAAUUCUUUUACCAUGUCGAUAAUAAUGGUAGAAGCCGUAUUUUUGGAAAAAGGGCAGACGAUUUUUUUCUUUCGUUUAUCUUCCAUGUAGUUAUAAUCCUUGUUUGUUUAGCAUUACUAACUGCUAAAAUGGCUAUAUUUUAUGUAGUAUUGGACUGGAAUUAUCCGACUUAUAAUGGUACAGAGAGUAUUCUACAAACACCAGGUCUUACAUUCCGUCCCCAACCUAACUCUAUGUCUACUGUUAUAAGAUUUGUAAAAGGUGACACUACAACCUAUGCCCAUUAUUUAGAUCAUAUGGAGGCAUAUCUUAGAUAUUAUGAAAAUGAAAAGCAGCAAGGAGAAAACUAUAUGGAUUGUAGUGAAAUCAGAGAGAGACGUCGCGAAAAUUUAAAUAAAGUUUGUCGAUUUAACGUAGAAUGGUUAGGAGCAGAUUGUGUUAAACAGCAAAAUUUUGGUUUUGAUGAUGGUCAGCCUUGUGUUUUGUUAAAAUUGAAUAAGAUCUAUGGUUGGGAACCAGAAGAAUAUCCUGAUGACCUUACAAUACCUGAUUCUAUCAGAGAUCACUGGAAUACCUGGUCUAUUACUGUAACCUGUGAAGGAGAGAAUGCUGCAGAUAAAGAGAAUAUUGGAACGCUGUAUUAUUUCCCUCCCAAUGGAUUCCAUUUUAAGUAUUACCCAUAUUUAAAUCAGCAGGGUU
This is a messenger RNA of Lottia gigantea (owl limpet), 820 nucleotides long. RefSeq lists its product as hypothetical. Gene Ontology annotation, biological process: intracellular sodium ion homeostasis; potassium ion import across plasma membrane; intracellular potassium ion homeostasis. The annotation marks the transcript as partial. Gene Ontology annotation, molecular function: ATPase activator activity. The record is from RefSeq and is a predicted model, not a curated record. The transcript has 6 exons. Gene Ontology annotation, cellular component: sodium:potassium-exchanging ATPase complex. Lineage: Eukaryota; Metazoa; Mollusca; Gastropoda; Lottiidae.